UAAAAGGUGGAUGGCUCUUAUGGUGUCUAGCUAAUCAGAUGGAGAAAAUGCACAUUAAACGUUAUUAAAUGUGAAUUUCACAAAUGUUCUUGUGCUGUUAAGCCUUUAUGAAGAUUUUAUGAUUGAAAGUAUAUAUUUUUCUUUAUCCAUUGCUUUUUAAGCGGGGAGUGAUAGAGUCGUUUCCUCUGCUCUCAUGAGGCUCUAGCAUGUUAGCAUGCCCUCUGAUUUCAUAUCUCUCCUGAGCGCCGAUAUCGACCCCAGUUCACCUAAAUCCCUCUAUUCCAAAGAGUCAGUGUAUGACCUGCUCCCUAAAGAGCUGCAGUUGCCCUCAGUCAUUCAGCAGGACAACUCCACCAUGAGCCAGAAGAGCGGUGGAGAGGCUGGACCUCCUCCUCCAGCUGCCCUGGCCUCAGAUGCUGCAGCCACCUGCGAUGUUUCCUCCCCUGGAGGCCUCAGCAGUACACUUCCUUCCUGUCCCACAAUGCUCUCCGCUACCUCAGUCCAAGAGCAGACCUCCAGGCUCCACAGUGGUCCCCUGUCAGAGGGGAUGGGAGUGGAUCCUGGACCAGUGGUAGCCAUCACUGGUGUAGCUGUGGGUGAUGCUGUCGGAUCCACACAGAGCCAGGCGACCCCCUCGAAACGACGGACUGUGCUGAGCAUCUCUCCACCUCCAGAAGAUCUGUUGGAUGACAGUCGCAUGUCCUGUCAAGAUGACCUGCUGCCUAACCCGGACUCAGAGCAGAGUGGUAGCAUGUGGAUGGAUGAGUCUGUGUCCAACUUCAGUUUGGCCAGCAGCAGUUCAUACAACGACAAUACUGAAGUGCCCCGAAAAUCUCGCAAGAGAACUCCUCGCCAGCGUCCGGGGCCAAAACCUGCAGCCCGGGAAGAAGCAGGAAUGGACGUUUUUGAUGCAGACAGCGCCAAAGCGCCACACUUCGUUCUUUCCCAACUUGGUUCAGAUGUCAAAGUCACACCCAAAGUGAGCUCUCUGGAAGUGUCGAACAAUCAGAAAGGGGGUGUUCUUUCCAUUCAGUACCCACAGAAAAGUGAAGGGAAAGAGCUAAAGAUUUUGAUUCAGCCGGAGACUCAGCACAGAGCGCGAUACCUCACGGAGGGCAGCAGAGGAUCCGUCAAAGACCGUACACAGCAAGGAUUCCCUAAAAUCAAAUUAGAGGGAGUCAAUGAACCGGUGGUGCUCCAAGUUUUUGUGGCUAAUGACGCUGGUCGUGUGAAGCCUCAUGGGUUUUAUCAAGCCUGCAGAGUGACUGGGCGCAACACGACAGCCUGUAAGGAGGUGGAUAUCGAGGGGACCACAGUCAUAGAAGUAAACCUUGACCCAAGCAACACUAUGACGCUAGCAGUGGACUGUGUUGGAAUCUUGAAGUUGAGGAAUGCUGAUGUUGAAGCUCGUAUAGGGGUUGCUGGCUCCAAAAAGAAGAGCACUCGUGCUCGUUUGGCCUUCAGAGUCAACAUCCCAAGACCAGAUGGAUCUGUUCUAACCCUCCAGACUCUCUCUUCUCCCAUCCUCUGUACUCAACCUGCUGGAGUGCCUGAAAUCCUAAAAAAAAGUCUUCACAGUUGCUCUGUGGCAGGAGGAGAGGAGGUCUUUAUUAUCGGCAAGAACUUCCUCAAAGGAACCAAAGUUGUUUUUCAGGAAAAUUCUUCAGAUGAGAGUGGCUGGCAGGCUGAAGCAGAAAUUGACAUGGAACUUUUCCAUCAGAAUCAUCUAGUGGUGAAGGUUCCUCCAUAUCAUGACCAGGCAGUGACCUCCCCAGUGUCUAUAGGGAUUGCUGUGCUGACAGAUGCAGGGAGAACGCAUGAUGUACAGCCUUUUACCUACACUCCUCUAACAGAGAAAGUUGAUAUUCCCGUGAAGUCAGAAUUGCCAGCCACAGUUGAAACUUGCGCCUAUGAAGAGCAGAUAAAAGCAAUGCAAACUGAGACCAGUUGUAUAAACAAUGUCGUAAUGUUACCGGUAGUCAAACGUGAAGAACCUAUGGAAGUCUCCUGCAAUGCAACACCUUCAAACAUUUUCAAGCCUGUAGAUGACCUUAGUUCAACCCAACAAAUCUUGGAGAUAAGUACAGUCCUUCCCUCUGGUAGUAAGUCUUUUCCAAGCCCUGUGCCUCUCCAACCUGUUGACUCACAACAGCCAGUGGCUCAAAUUUGUACUUCUCAAGAAACCUUGUCCACCAUUCCCAAGCAGGACAUUUCUUCACCUGCAUCGUUCCAAGUGUCCUUAUCUGAAGACACAACAGUUCUCCAGCCUGUUCCUCCACAGGUCCCUCAGCAAUUCCUGCGGGAAACCCCUGAGACUUUGUCUCCGGAAGACAACAGUGCAGAUGGAAGUGGAAUGGUAUUAGUGGGCAUAGAGUCUCGGUCUCCUUCAUCCCAGCAGCCACAGAUUCAGACACUUUUGCCCCAAGAUGGGGUUACACAGCUGGAAAGAGCAGUACGAGAGCUGCAAGCACAACAGCAGCAGCUAAAUUCUGUGCUUUACAGCUCGGCACUGUCUGCAGAAAGUCUCCAGCAACAUGUCCAGGAAAAUAUGAACAGUUUGAGGCUGGGUGGAAAUGAGAGUACCCUAACCAACCAGCAACAGCAGCAGCAAGAGCAGAAUAUAUUGGAUAAUUUGCAACAACAGCAACAGAAGGCACUAGUGGAUUUACAACAUCAACAGACAGUCCUUGAAAAUUUGCAACAGCAUCAGAAAGUCCUUGAAAACCUCCAGCAACAUGCUCUUGGCAACUUGCAGCAACAGCAAACACACAAAGUUUUAGAGAACCUGCAGCACCAACAUCAGCAUCAGAAGGUUCUUGAGAACAUUCAGCAACAAAGUUCUAUAGUCACUCUGCAGCAUCAAAAGGUUUAUGAUAAUAUCCAACAGCAGCAACAGCAUCAGAAGAAUUUAGAAACUCUUCAGCAUCAGGAAGUAUUAGAGAGCCUAAAGCAGCAACUGCAGUCAGAACUCUUGCAGACACAGAUUCAAAUGCAGUGCACACCCAGCUUCACUAGCGAUCCGCAAAGCUCCACACAGGCUAGUGCUCUAUCACAACCCUCUGAAGGCUUUCUCCAGAACCCACCCCAGCAGCAAAUGCAGCAGCAGACUGCGCUAUUCCAACAGACUGGAGGUCUUAUGACCAUUCAAACAUCCAGCUUUCUUCAGCAGCCAUCAUCCCAACCCUCGCCUCCACAGCAGCUUUUUCAGAGUCAUAACCCCUUGACUGAAACACAGGACUCACAGACUGUACUUUUUGGAACCACAAAGGCGCCACAAGUCCAAGCAAGCUUAUUUCCUGGAACUAUGACCAUGCUAACAAGUACCAAUCUGCCAUCAGAGCAGCAGGCUUCCUCAACUAGCCUGUUUAUUGCGCAAAGUGUGUUGCCUAGCCAGCUACCAUUGGAUAAUAACCAGAACCAGCAGCAACAACAGAUAGCUUUCCUCACACCCAUGCAGACUUCUGGAACAGAAGCUCAGACUGUCUCAAUUUUUCAGGGACAAACCCAGUUGUCCACCCCAAUGGAACAACAACAGUCUCCCCAACCACAACAGUUGGCUACACCCCAACAAGCCUCUCUUUUCACAAAUAUGGCGACAAUAUCCCAGAAUCAAGCACAGCAACAAACACAGACUGGCAUAUUGUUCUGUACCACAACCCUUAACCCCCAUGAUUUGCCCCAGGCUCUGCUUUUCAGUAGUCAGAACCAAGGUUCAAUAGGAAAUGAUCACCUGCAAGAGAAUAUCUUUCAGGAGCAGCAACCCAUGCAAGUUGUCCCCAGUCCUGAAAACGUUACUUUGAACAAUUCCUCAAACCAACCCACAGUCCCUCUUGCCCAGCCAACUCAGAAUCCAUCAAUUAUAUUUCCCCAAGCCAGUGUUGUGAGUGUUGCCCCACAAGACUCAUCAGAGCCCAUGUCUAUUCAAAAUCAGACUUCGAUCAUGAGCAACUCGUUUGCCAGUAUAACUUCAACACAGACAGAACUUUUUCAGGACCAGCAACCUAUGCAGGUUGUUCCCAGUGCCACCAGCAUAACCCCUGUCUCCCCUACAGACCAACCUUCCAUCAACCUUUAUUUGCCUGAGUCAGCCAUUUCAGCUCUCCAGAGUGGUGUUAGUGCUCAAGAAUUACCUCCAACUGCCACAGCAUCCACCAUCUUUAGUGGACCAGGUGGUGUGGCAGUGGGCGGUCUGCAGAACACCACACCUUCAGCCACUCAGCAACCUCCUAGCCAACUCUUUCAGACAGCUAUCGGGGGAACUCUCAGCCAGCCUGGACAAGCAGGCCUGUUUCUCUUUGAGAUUCCCAGUGAAUGUGGACAGCUAAUUAAUUCUCCUGGUCCGGCAUUGUCAGAUCAACUUGUAACCAUGGGGCAUCCAGGUUCGGAUCAGAACCAGAGCCAACUUCAGACUAGUGCACAGAUUGAAACUUUAUUGGACCAGUCCAGCAACAUUGAGGAUAAGAUAGACGAACUUCUGGAACGAUUUCAAGAGCAAGCCAAGACGCUCCCUAGGGAUUUCUUGGACCAUUAAAGAUAAUUAGUUUGAAAUUUCACUCCAGUAGACCACCAUCCCCACUGCUUUUCAAUGUUUUUUUAUUUAGUUUUUUUACAUUUUAUGUAGGUAUUGUCUAAACUAACAACUGUCAAAUAGGUGUUUCCAGUUAUAUCUCUGUUUCUGAAACCUUGUAAUGUGUUGUCUAAGUGGUACAUGUUACCUUCUCUUGAUGGACAUUUAAAGGUCCACUUUAUUGAAGCCAGUGUUUGGCAUGUCAACAUAUCAAUUGACCCAUAUUGGCACUUUACUACUUUGUAAUGUGUUUUUGACAUCCACCUGAAUCUUCUCCAUAUAUUGGCAUCAUUAAUCUCCAUUUAUUGGCAUCAUUAAUCUGUUUUUAAGUAUAAAAUGACCUAAUACAGUUCACAACUCAACUCUAUCGCCAUCGAGAUAUCCAAUACAUUGUGAAUGAAUUUGAAAUAUAUUUAGCACUUUAGGGAAUUUCUAUGGUAGAUGCUCCCGUUUAGCUUAGUAACCCAUAUGUGUCUACCUGGAUGUCAAAGCUUUUUAAGAUUUGAUAGUUAUAAUGCUGUUCUAAACAAUGUUUUGUGCGAUUUAUUUUAUGAGCCAUGUUUAAUGUUUGUUUUAAUGUUUUUUAUUAUUUGCAUACAUGUCCUUCUAAUCCAUCCAAAAUUCACAUCAUAACAUUAAUGCCCAAUGUAUAAAAAAAAAAAUAUCACUCCUCCCCACCUUUUCUGUUUCAUUUUUAUUCAUUAUGUUUUUUAUUUAAAUGAACCUGAGGUCCAACCUUUUGUACAGAAAUUCCUAUUAGGGAUGUGUAAAUGUUUGUUGUGGUAGGUGGAGAUUAUUUAAUAAGCACAAGCAUGCAAGAAGAUUUGUUGAGUUAGGCAAGUAUGCGUCUCAUUAGUAAUUUAAAAGGACAUAUUAUGAGAGUUUUUCUUGGGCAGCUUUUUCUUGGACAGUGGCAGUUAGGUCCAUAUUACCUGAGUGUUCAAGAAGGGAUUGGGUUGUUUUCACCCCCAAGUUACAAUUUGACCCAUCUGUCUUUAUUAUAUGAUUCAGCCAUUUAAGAUUGAAAAAAAACAUUAUUCUUGUUUUAGAACAAGCAACAAAGAGCUUCAUGCCACUGCUGCAAGACAAUCUUGUCAUACACAUUUUUAGUUAAAUUUAGGUGGAUAGGAAAGUGUAUUCAACUCAAAAGUCAUGUAUCCUAGCUGUAAGGUUUCUCUACACCGUCCUACAGAGUUUAAUAUUCACAUUGAUAGAAUGCUGCUACAUUUUGUCAACUGAUUUGUCAACAUAUUGUUAUAAGUUUGUCUAGGUGUAUGACUCUGGCUUGGGUUUGAGCGGUCCAUGGUUUGAUCCCGGACGAGCCCCCACUUGUUACUAAUGUAUUGUUUAACCCCCCCUAUAAAUUCCUAUUUGUUGUAGGACAUUGCAAAAAUAUUUUAUUAAAUUACAAACAUAUUUGACAUUUUACUUAUUCAUAGACACCUGCGAUUUUAAUACCUUUUUUAAAACAUUACCUACAAUUUUCAGUAUACUUUAUUCCAAGAAGCAGCUUUUAAAUUGACAAUAUUCUCAUGCAGAUAUAAUGUGAGUAGUACUAUUUGAAGUCUUCAUAACUGUUUUUGCUUUGAUACAUCAGCUAUAUUUUAUAACAUACCCUUUCUUGCCUUUUUUCUUUCCUUUGUUAGAAUGUGCUUUAUGUAAAGUUUGCAUAACAAAUUGUAAAUCGUAGACCAGCUGGGUUAAGUGUGCUGUUCCUUUGUGAGGUAGCACUUUGUUAAAUGCGUGCUCUCUUUGUAGUAUCACAUAAUAUCUCACCUGCAAGUGAGGCAUACAUACAGUAUUUUUGUAAGACUGAAUUUCUAAAUGUACUGUGUACAUUUUAAACAUUUUAAAAGUGAAUUUUGUCCCUCCUGCAGUACUGUACUUCAUAUGUCAAUAUUCAGAGCAGUGAAGAUGUUUUUGUCCCCAUCACUGUUACAAAAUGGAGAUAGUUAUGUGUUUUGUUGGCGAAAAUUUAAAUACUGUCAAUUUAUGAAUUAUUACAACAACAAAAAAUGGGUGAGUGCAAAAGGGUGAAUCUCCUUAAAACUGUCAAUACAUUUCUGGGUCAUAUUUCACCCCAACAUCCAAAGAAAAAAAAAUAUGGCAAUUAACCUAUUUUUUGUUGUUGUAUAUUUGCAUUGUGACAUUAUCUUUAUGACAAUUAAGCAUAUCCCCAGGCCCUAAAAAAUUGUGACCAUAAUGUAAAAAACAUAUCUCAUUAUUAUUAUUAUCGAAUGUCAAAGAAAUACUAAUACUUGAAUUUAAUUCUAUUGAAAAGUAAAAUUGUGAGUAAAUAUCAUGGUUGUAUUUGUUGUACUGAAUUAAAUUUAUUUGAAUUUUCUUUCCCAUUGUGUUUUGACCGAAUUAUUUUUUUAAUUAAUUGUCAUGAAGAUAAUGUUAGAAUAAAAGAAAAAGUAAUAGCUCCAUAAAGGGCUAAUUUUUAUUAUUGUUGUUUUUUGCAAAGCAUAAUAUCUUAUUUUGUCUUUUGAUUUUUAGGUAAAUUAUGAGCCAGACAUUUGUUUGUGUUAUAUGAAAUGUAUAGGCUUAUGUUCUGGAUCCUGCAUUCCAUACAAGGCCAUAAAAAGAUAAAGAAUCUGAGUCAAAGAAUGUGUGCAUUUUAAAUCAUGGUGUAUGGCAUAUGGAUUCACACUACAUCUAACCUAAGGACCAAUUAUGAAGACUAAAGUUUUUUCUCAAAACAAGGCAGCAGAACCGCUAUCUUUUUGAUAAGUAAUUGCGAGACCUUUCUUGGUUUUUUUGAUACUGAUGUUCCAGCUUAAAUCGGAAAUCAUACUGUAUGUACAAUGAACAAAAACAUUACUGCAAAAAUCCAUCAUUUCUAUGAACUUUAAUGUUUUAAGAGGUUGUAUUUUGCUCUUUUACUUCACAUAAUAUUGUGUGUUUUGAUUGGAUGUACUUUGUGCCUUUGCAAGCCUUUCCUCUUAUAUCUAAAGGACCUUUGUACAUAAUGAAAUACAUGUUGGAAUUAGUAGAGUUACUAACUUACUCCAGAAGUUAAAAAAAAAAAAAAAUGUUUUUUUUUUUUUAUUGAAAUUGUUUUGUCUGGUCAAGGUGACAUUAACCAGUCCAUCAGUGUAGUCUCGAUUACAUCUGAUCUAAACAUAUAUAUCAUGAAAUUGUCAUGCAGCCUCAACUCACAUUUUCAUUUUAUUGUAAUUUUUGUCAUUCUUGUCCACUGGUGGUCAUUGCCUCUUGAGAUUUGUGUGGUCAAGACUCAAGGCUUGAGGUAAGAAGAGGGUAAUUAAUCUCAAAGAUAACUGAUUGAUCGGGCAGCAGGUUUAAUGUAAUGAUAUUUGAAGGACUUUUUGUGUUAUGUUUACUGAAAACACGGUUUGGAAGAGUGCUUGCCCCAAUCACCAGCAGUUAUUUGUGCUCUUUGUGUGUAUGUAUGUUAAAUGGAGAGUAUUGUAAUACACUCUUGCACAGUUUUGGUUUGGUUUGCUUUUGUUUGAUGUGAUUAAUGUCCAUAUUGUUUUGUUUGUUUUUUGUCCUAGGGUUAACAACAGUGUACUCAUGAGUGUGCAAGAAUGAGAUUAAGCAUUGUGAAGAAACAUGAACUAAUGGCAUUUGGCAUAAAUAAACGUAUUUUGCUUUAAUCAGUACAUUUGUAUACUCCCGCAGUUAUAUUUCUGUAAGAUGUGCUGCUAUAUGAAUAAAGAUAGAUA
This is a messenger RNA of Xyrauchen texanus (razorback sucker), 8256 nucleotides long. RefSeq names its product nuclear factor of activated T cells 5a (gene nfat5a). NCBI's taxonomy places the organism in Eukaryota, Metazoa, Chordata, Actinopteri, Cypriniformes, Catostomidae. The record is from RefSeq and is a predicted model, not a curated record. Gene Ontology annotation, molecular function: DNA-binding transcription factor activity, RNA polymerase II-specific; RNA polymerase II cis-regulatory region sequence-specific DNA binding; transcription factor binding. The transcript has 13 exons. The coding region runs from base 215 to 4531 and encodes 1438 amino acids. Gene Ontology annotation, cellular component: transcription regulator complex. Gene Ontology annotation, biological process: regulation of transcription by RNA polymerase II; calcineurin-NFAT signaling cascade; cytokine production.